This is a messenger RNA of Maudiozyma saulgeensis, 1017 nucleotides long. NCBI's taxonomy places the organism in Eukaryota, Fungi, Ascomycota, Saccharomycetes, Saccharomycetales, Saccharomycetaceae. The record is from the annotation of a GenBank genome assembly.
AUGAACGAUUACAUCAGAGACACCAACGAAAAUAACGUUAUUACAAUCAUUCCAGAACCAAUCUUUGUAAUCAAAUCAAAAUUAUUAUCAGAUCCACACUCCAAAUUAUUUAUCAAUGUUUGCCAUGCUGAAACGGUGCCUCCCCCCAAAGAUUCAUUCGAUCCAUUGAAUACAUAUACUGCAAUCAUGAAUAAUCAAUGGGAGAUCCCUAUUGUGACGUCUCAGAUGAGACAGGACACGGAUAAGAAAGGAGAACUAUGUGUGGUUUCCGAUUGUAUUAUUAAUUCUAAUUUAGUUGAUAUUAUUAAUAAUGUCAAUAAUUUUCAAUUGAAACAAAUAUUAGUGGAAUGGUGUAUUGAAAGCGUUGAAAUUAGAGAAAAUGUUAUGAUUCAGAGAGAUACAAUUAAAUUUCCAAAGAUGAAAUUUAAAGGUAAUGAAUUACCAACUUUAGAGAUUAGAAAUGACAGUAAUAUACACAAUGAUGGAACAGAUCAAGCUAAUAUAAAUAAUGAAACUGAUAGUGUUUCAAGUUUUUUACAAAUGAAAAGAGAUCUUAUUGAUAAUGAUGAAAUUGAAGAUUCUACAAAUGGUUUAAAGACUUUAUUUCCAACAAUACAAAAUAAUAACAAAAAAUCUUCUAAUCCAUUAAUUCAAGAUAUUACUGACCCAAAUAUGCAUCCAACUAAAAACUCCUCACUCAUUAAUGAAAUAGCAUCACCUAAAAUAAUUGAAAAGAAAAAUGUUCACUUUAAUGUAUCGAUGAGACAUACAAAGGAUACAACUACAUAUAAAUUAAGAAUUGAAAUUGAAUCAGAACUGAAUUCUUCAUUGGAUCUAGAACUUUCUUAUAAAUCAAAUGAAAAUUCAUUAUUUGUUAAAAAUAUUAACCUUCAAGAAUUUAAUGAAUCAAAUUUAGAGAUUCCAUUACCUGAUUUUAUAAAAUCAAAUAAUUUAAAUUUUACUGAUUUUAAAACUUUCUUCAUUAAGAAAGAACACAAACUUUAUAUUUUUAUAUAA